CAUCACUCAUCUUUGUCACAAUGCCGCCAGACCCACUUACACGCUUCGACAACUUCAUCGUUGGCGAGAUCUUCUCCAAAGUGCCUCUGCACGACAUCACUCUCUCGCUUUACAAUGUGUCACGCGGAUGGCGACAGGCGGUCGUCUCCACCGGCGCGCUCAAGACGGCUUUUCUCAACCAGUCGUCCUUGUCGAUGCAGCAGAGGCGUCGGCUCAAGGCCCAAGGCGGCACUGUGACUGAUCCCCAGGCUGGCCCCGUCGACUGGCGGCAUCUGGCCUUGGAUCACCUCCGGCAAGAGCAGGCCUGGGUGACUGGCAAGCCGCGCGUAGAGUGGCUACGACAGGUGUACAACCCCGACAACAUUGUCUUCCACUCGAGGGUCAACGACGAGGGAGACUACUAUCUCGGGCGCCUCCCCUGGCUCACGCCCGAAGGGUUUGACCAGCCCAAGAUCACACUGGUCCCCGUCAACCUGCAUACCAUGGCGGCGUCCAACGACAAGCAGGAGACGAGGACCCUCGACGGCGUACGAACCGAAUACAGAGUUAUUGGACGGAUGCUCGUGUAUACACCGAGGCCUCGCAAGGGAUGGGCGCAAAUCUGGGUCACAGAGACGGCGUGGAACGACUUUGGUGCGCGAGAAAGGAGCUUCAUCGCCGGCAGGGUAGAAGCGGAGCAACACGAGGACUCGGUCUUUGACGGCCUCAAGUGCUUGGCUACGUUUCCUGUGAGGACCGACAUCCCCCAUCAUCACAUCCACAUCACGACGUCUGCCGACCUCCAACACUUUGACGUCUAUGUCGUGUCGGAUAUGAAAGACCGCUCGCACGUCUAUCGGCUCGCGACGACCGGUGGCAUCAGGGCCGAGGGGCUCAUCCAUGACAUUGAGCACCUCCCUGUAUAUGGCCCACUUGAGGUGAGUGGUCUCGCACCAACGGCCUAA
This is a messenger RNA of Vanrija pseudolonga, 944 nucleotides long. RefSeq lists its product as uncharacterized. NCBI's taxonomy places the organism in Eukaryota, Fungi, Basidiomycota, Tremellomycetes, Trichosporonales, Trichosporonaceae. The coding region runs from base 21 to 944 and encodes 307 amino acids. The transcript has 2 exons. The record is from RefSeq and is a predicted model, not a curated record.